GAUCCCAAGACCACGGUAAACUGGGAAAAGAAGUUUGGGCAGAAAAAUAAGUCCUCACCUAUUGGUCCCCCGGUUGAACCUGUUGUCGAACCUCUACUAAGCAAGGAUCUAUUUGAUGAGUUUGAGUACGAAGAUGAAGCUUUGAACGAAGCCAAGGGUUACUAUACGGAAGAAGGUCUCUACAACGAGCUGUUCGAAAACCCAUGGAGAAACCAGCAGGAUUCCCCUGCGUUAGAAGAAAGCCUAAAGGAUGUUCCCUUGAAUCCGCACAGAAAAGAAAAAGCCCUCGGGAUGCUGCUUGUGGAAAAAGAUAUUUUUGCUCGCGAUGUAAGUGACCUCGGACAAACGGAUCUUGUAACCCACGAAAUAGACACCAGUUCCGCCUCCCCCAUUAAACAAGCACCUUACUAUGCUGCCCCCAGCAUACGUGCCUUUAAAAAAAAGGAGGUGGCGCAAUUAAAGGCAAAAGAGUUGGUUUGA
Molecule: messenger RNA, 480 nt
Organism: Dentiscutata heterogama
Lineage: Eukaryota; Fungi; Glomeromycota; Glomeromycetes; Diversisporales; Gigasporaceae
Source: the annotation of a GenBank genome assembly